AUGCCAGGAUCCGAGAAGCUGUGUGGGAAUCUGGGCACCUUCUCGCCUUUCCUGUGCCUCUUGGAUCAUGAGGUGUUCUCCAAAAUCUUCAGCCAUGAAGCUCUGGAAAGCUACCUGCCCAAGAUCCGGCUGGUGAUCCAGGAGACCCUGAGGGCCUGGGGCAGGAACCCCGACCCCAUCAACGUCUACCACGAAGCCCAGAAGCUCACCUUCCACAUGGCCAUCCGGGUCCUUCUGGGGUUCCGAAUCCCAGACGGGGAGCUCGGCCAGAUGUUCGAAGUCUACCAGCAGUUCGUGGAGAACGUCUUCUCCUUACCUGUGGACCUGCCCUUCAGCGGCUACCGUAAGGGGAUUCGUGCCAGGGAGAUCUUGCAGAAGGGCUUAGAAAAAGCCAUCCGGGAGAAGCUGCAGAACGCCCACGACAAAGACUACCUGGAUGCUCUGGACCUCCUGAUCGAGAGCGGCAAAGAACACGGCAAAGAACUCACCAUGCAGGAGCUGAAGGAUGGCACCCUGGAGCUGAUCUUCGCUGCUUAUGCCACCACCGCCAGUGCCAGCACCUCUCUGGUUAUGCAGCUGCUGAAGCAGCCGGCGGUCCUGGAGAAACUCCACGAAGAGCUGAGGAACAAGGGCCUCCUGCACAACGGCUGCCUCUGCGAGGGGGCCCUUCGGCUGGAGACCAUCCACGGCCUCCGCUACCUGGACUGCGUCAUCAAGGAGGUGCUCCGGCUUUUCACCCCCAUUUCGGGGGGCUACCGGACGGUGCUGCAGACCUUUGAGCUGGAUGGCUUCCAGAUCCCCAAAGGGUGGAGCAUCAUGUACAGCAUCCGAGACACUCACGACACGGCGCCCGUCUUCAAAGACGUGGACGCCUUCGACCCCGACCGCUUCAGCCAGGAGCGCAGCGAAGACAAGGAUGGCCGCUUCCACUACCUGCCCUUCGGCGGAGGGGUUCGGACCUGUCUGGGGAAGCACCUGGCCAAGCUCUUCCUCAAAGUGCUGGCCAUCGAGCUGGCCAGCACGAGCCGAUUCGAACUGGCCACCAGGACUUUCCCUCCGGUGACUCUGGUGCCGGUGGUCCACCCGGUCGAUGGACUCAAGGUCAAGUUCUUCGGCCUGGAUUCCAACCAGAACGAGAUCUUGACAGAGAGAGAGGCCCUGCUGGGGGCCACCGUGUAGGCCGAGGGCUUCUCUGGGCUGGCCAGGUGGAAGGGACCGGAGCGGAGAGGGGGAAGGAAGAAGCUCGGCCCACCGCGCGCGAGGGAGGAGGCCGGACCUCGGUGGACACAUUUGGCAAAGUCGCCUCCAGGGAACAGGCCAAAAACUGUGCGGGUGUUUUACUCUGGGGGCGAACAGCGGAUUUCUCCCUCGCGGCUUCUCUUCGGUUUGUGUUUGAACACCGGCGAGAAGCGAAUUGUGUUGACCAUAAUCAGCGUAUGUAUGUAUGUGUGUGUGUAUGUAUGUAUGUAUAUACACGUACUUCCAAGGGUUAAUCAGGCAGUGCCAUCCCACGGCAGUUGGGGACUCUUCUUGUCUUUGCCAUCCAAAAUGGCCGAGGGAAUCCCCAGAGGGCCCCCCCGGGGGGGGGGAGAGGAGGGUGGGAAGGAGCCCUCCAGGCGGGCAUGCUUGGGCUCAGGCAUAAGGGCAGCACCCAGGAAGGGAGGGGACCAGGAAGAUGGCUGGGGAUGGAAUCCCCACGUUUUUGGCAGGGCAGGAGACUCGAGGCACUUUGGCAAAGCUUUGAGGUGGGGCCUGGGGUCUGCACAGCUGCCCUCAAAGCUCAGAGGAGUCUCAGCUUCUCUUGGGUCGUCUUCUUGGUGGCCCCCACCCCAGGCUCAGCCCCAUCUUCCUGAGGAGCCCACGCCUGAUCCAAGGAGGUCACGGGAGGCUGUCAGCUUCCUUGCUCCCCUUGUCUCCCUGCAAGCCCCCCUCCACAGUGAGGGAGGCCUUGGGCUCCCUCCCCAGAGAGACUUGAAGGCCUUCUUGGAGUCUUCUCAAUCCCAAGACCGGGAAUUUUUCCUUUGCCACAAGAGGCUCCGGAAGAUUUUUGACAAGGGAGUUUUAUAUCCAGCCAUCUCUGUCCCGGAGGGGCCCUUGGUGGUCUCUGAGGUGGGUCGUUUCCUUGGAGGCGUUUCAUCGCCUAACUAGGUAACAUCAUCUGUGCUAGUGGGAAGUGGGGUUCGCUCGUAAACGCUCUCUCUACCAGCACUGAUGAUGUUACCUAGUGAGGUAAAAUGAACCAAGGACUCCUCAUUUCAACCCCCAGCUGCAAAUAUUCUCCUUGAUCGGUCUAUCCAUAUACAUGCAUGCAUUUUAUUUACUCCGGGAUAACUCCUGUUUGAUUGACCGCUCCUAGCUAAUAUAAGUUGACUAAAAAUAAAAUGAAAUGAAAUAUUAAAAUGUUACUGCAGUGGAUUUGCAGAAUGAAGCACUUUCGAGACUCAGAAUCUGUGUUUGUCUUGCGUUUCUUUUGAUGGCUUAGCGUAGUUCCUGUUGGCGCGAUUAUUUUAUACAAGAAAAGUGGUGGGUUCAUUUUUGUCUGAGUUUAUAAACUAUAAGUAUUAUUUUUGUUAUUAAGUCAGAAUGGAUAUUUAGUAUAAUAAUGUUGCUGUCUCAAAUGUGUGUUAUUUAGUAAAAUAUGAAUGAUUCCACCGCUUUGCUUUUUUCUUUCAUUCUUUAUGGCAGUGGUUCCCAA
Thamnophis elegans (Western terrestrial garter snake) is the source of this 2695-nucleotide messenger RNA. Its product is annotated as cytochrome P450 26B1-like. Gene Ontology annotation, molecular function: monooxygenase activity; iron ion binding; oxidoreductase activity, acting on paired donors, with incorporation or reduction of molecular oxygen. Gene Ontology annotation, biological process: sterol metabolic process. NCBI's taxonomy places the organism in Eukaryota, Metazoa, Chordata, Lepidosauria, Squamata, Natricidae. Bases 1 to 1179 code for a protein of 392 amino acids. The transcript is spliced from 5 exons. The record is from RefSeq and is a predicted model, not a curated record.